AUGGAAGGUAUAGGGGGUUCCGCAGCAUCUGCUGCAUCAGGAGAAGCAGGAAGUGCUGCAGGAGAACCGCCACGUGAGGAGGAGAGAGUUGCAACGGGGAUUCCUGCAACUGCAACUGCUGCCGCGGCUACGGCAAAUGGUCGGCAGCAGGGGGACUCAACUACCGGAGGAACUCGAUUAUCUCAGCCUUUUCUGUCGCCUUGCUCCACGCAAGCGACGCAACGCUGCGCACCAGCGGCAGCAGCGGAAGCGGCGUCAUCACGACCUGGAGGGUCCACAAGGGCGACGCCGUCAAACACCCCCCGAAUGCCUUCCGAGGUGGAACGGCUUCGACACUUCUUGGUGGAUGAAAGCGUCCGGCAACAGCAACAGCAGUUUGCGGAGCUAUGUAUGCGACUUGCGGCACGAGCAGUGCAGCAGGCCCACACGGUGAUUGCAGCGGCUGCACAUUCAUCCGUGGAAAGCGACCCACUGCAAGCAGCAGCGGCAGCAAGCAGCACCCUUGAGAUAAGCAGGUCACUGGCUUCGGGAGGUAUCGCCUGCACAACCCUUGGAGUGCGACUGCGCGCUGCUGCUGCAUCUUUUGACUGCGAUGCGGCGGCAGCAUCAGCGGGGGGCCAAAAGGGGUUCCACGAGGUGGGGACGGCCUCGGGAUCGGCAGACUCGACUUCGGGAGCAAGGGGCCCUACCCAUAGCCCUAGCUGCAGCCACAAGAACGGUGGAGGCAGCGGCAGUGGCGGCGGCAGCGGCAACAGCAGUGGCAGCGGCAGGGGGGGCAACAGCCACAACUGUGGCAGCAACGGCGGCUGCUGCUGCGGUCUUGGUAGCGGCAGCGGCCGCGACCGUAGCCAUGGCAACCUUUUGGGCGAUCUAACGGACGGCUCGGGACGCGCCUUUAGCAGGUCGGCGGGAGCAACAGUGCAGGGAGCAGAAGGGGGAACGUGCACAGUGGAUGCCGGACCCAGUGGGUCUGAUGGAGCAACACAGACAGUAGCUGCACCGGUAGAAUUUGAGACGGCAUCAGUUGCAGUACAUAGAUCUUCGCUUGCCGGGGGCUGUCGCCGGAUCUCGGUCAACAGUUUGACAUCCGCUGCAACUGCAUGUGUGGAGGCCGCAGCAGCUGCGGCGGCAGCCGCAUCUGAGAAGCGCCUUCAGCUCAAUUUGUUGCGACUAAAGAGCAACAGCAGUUUGUUGAUGACCGGAUCCGAUAUUCGGGUACUGCUGCAAUGGCGACAGGAAGAUGUGCUGCUGUACGAGCAGCACGAGCUGCUCAGGCAGAUCCACGAGAGGAUCCUUCGGCUGCAACACGGGCGGAGGCAACGUCUUCAUGCGCAGGAGCGCAUGCAAGAGCAGCGCGACAGCUUCCUUCCACAUAUACUGCUGUUGGACAGCCCAGUGGCUGUUCUGUCGCCUGUGAAAGAGGCAGCAGCGGCAGCAGCAGCUGUAGACCAGCGUCAGCAGCAGCUGCGCCGCUGCCGCGAGUACCGCAUGCUGCAUUCCUUUGCUGUGCAGCAGCUUCUGCAGCUGUUACUGCUAUUGGGCCUACCACAGUUUGCGGCGAAAUUGGCACUUGCAGAUUUGUUUGAGGAAGCUGGGCUCUGCGCCUUGGGAGCCAUUGGCCAGAGGAGACUAGAGGAAUGGGAAGCAGCACACGCGAUAGUCGCCGCCGCUGUUGCAGCUGCCGUUACUGCCACUGAAAAGACGGCUGGCAUUUGCCCUAGGGAUGCCCUGGCGACAGGCCCUCUGAAUGGCCGCGAGGAGGGCAGUACUGAGGCUGCCCCCAACAGCAGUAGCAGCUGCAGCACCUCCAGUGCUCCAGCAGCUGCGGCGGUGAAGCCGCCGCGCAAUGCAUCAGAUAUGGCUGCAGCAGCAACAGCAGCAGCUGCCGCUGCUGCCACUCAGUUCGGUGGCUGGAACGGAUCGUGGUUCAUGCCGGAGUCAGCGGCAGCAGCGGCUGCAACGGCAGCAGCACAGGCAGAAAUCGCAGGUCUUACGGAAGCUGCAAGAACUGCAGCAUUGUCAGCGGCGUCGGAGGGUGCGGUGUUGCGUUGCUGCGCCACAGCAGCGAGAUUGGCCGCAGCAGAACUAGGUGGUGGGACUGGGGGAAAAGCCUUCAACAACAGCAAGCUUACGUUACCCCUAAUGCUGUCGCGCGUGUCUUACGUGCAUUACCACUCUCUGCCACUGUCCGCUCCAUCGGAUUGGAUGUCUUUGCAAGACGUCGCGCACUUGCUCUCCUCACCGAACGAACCGUCUCUCGAGCCGUUGAUGCUGGUCCUUUUGCCUCGCCGGCUGAAGUACCCUUGUCAGCAUGAUGAUACAUCGAAACAAGCCGUGGUGGUUGCCCACGGUCAGGCUAUUUGUUUGGCUUCACCCCUGCUGGUGGAGGCUGUGGAAAUCGCAGCAGCUGGAGGAGCAGCGGGGAGCGCAUUGAUUGAUGAAGAUUCUGCGGAUAAGGCGCCUGUCUUGCUACCCGGUGUCCAGCCGCGAAGCCGCGGGACAGCGGCGGCGGGACGUGGUGUGUGCAGGUGCGGCAGCUGCUGUUUAUGCAGGAGGAACAGCAACGGUUGGCGAGUUUUGGGCCCAGGCACAGCAGCGGUCGAGAGCAGCAGUAUCAGAAACUUGAUAUCCCUUGGUGCGUGGGAGAAAAGUUAUCCCACUUUCUCGGUGAGGGGACUCUUGGUUGUUAGUCUGAUGGCUCAGAGGCAUCUGCUGCUGAAGGCAGCGGCAGGAGCAGCAGCGAACUCGCUUGCGGCAGUUGCUGCUGCCGGGCUGCGCUCGAAACAGAUUGUGCUGCAGUCCAAUGAGCCCCCUCUGCGUCGCUUUUUUAGGCUGCGGCGCUUCUUGCAGCAGCAGCGUUCGCAGCGGCGGCAGAGGCAGCAGCAACAGCAAGAGCAGGAUCGCCAAGAGCUACAGCAACAACGACAACGCCAACAUCAGCAGGGGCAUCAGGCGCAACGGACGCAACAGCAGGAAGAGCCACAACACCAGGGGCAGGGGGAUCAACGCCAGCCGCUGCAGCAGCAACAUCAGCGGCAGCUGCAGGAACAACAGCAGCAACAGCCGCAGCAAAGGUUGCAGCAGCUAGGUAACCAACUGCUGCCGCAGCAGCAGUUGCAGCAGCAACUACAUUUACAGCCGGCAGAGCGACGGCGGGAGCAGCAACAAUCGCACCAAGAGCUGCAGCCACAGCAGCAACAGCAGCGGCUGUCCCAGCAGCAAUCAGAGCAGCAGAAUCAACGCCAACAGCGGCGACGGCAUCAAGAAUCGGACACACCUUCGGGGGACGAGGAGACCUUGCUGGCUGCUGACAUAGGGACGGCAGCCACAGCUGCUGCUGCGGCAGCAGUGAUGACAGAUAGGGACUUUGUCGGGCGUCCUUCGCGGAUGCAUUGUGAUGGCUGCAGUUUGAUGUGGCUCCGGCUGGGUGCAAGGGGGGGACCCCUGGAAGGGCUGCUGUGUGUCACGAAGAGUGACAACCUGCCCGGGAUCCCAGGGGCUUUGGGCGCCAGUAGCAGUUGCAGGAGGGACAACAGCAGCAACGGCAGCGCAGCAGCAAGAGUUGCAGCAGCAGCGGCAGCGGAUGUGGGGUCGUCAGAGCUCGACGCUGCUGCUGCUGCGGUGUUUGCAGAUGCUGGAGUUGCCGCGGCACAUCCAGUUGCCAGCGCAGCACCAGGCCGUGGGCUGUCGCAGCGAGCAACGUCGCAGCGCCUGGGCGAUGCAGGCGAACCAACGCAGGUCGCGGGGGACACUGCAGCUCGCAGCAGGAACUUUAUUAUUCCCAACAGACACGCUGUUUUGUUUUCAUUACGUGGCCGUUGCAUUAGUAGCAACAGCUUGGCGAAUACUAGCAGUAGCCGCGGUAACUCCAACCCACGUGGGGGGAUGGUGUCAAGUGGUGCUGGCAAUAACGCUACCUGCUUCAACCCUUGCGGCUGCAUCUACCGUUGCGUCAGCGGCAUCAGCGGAAGCUACUGCGAGGGUGUCUGCAGCAACAUCGAGAGCUGCUGCAACGAUACAGAUGCCAGUAGUGCCCUUAACUUGAGCAACAGUAGGGCUGGCUGUAGCAGUGGCGUCAAGGUGUUGGUUGGCUUCGGCCCGCCAUUCCCUGUAAGCGUCCAAAUUCACUUUACACGAGAGACUGAAGGGUCGCGGGUGCAGAAGCGCUUGGCUGUGUUACUGCGUCUGCAGCAACAGCAGCACCGGCAACAGCAUGUUCAGAUGUCCCAAGGGCAGCUGCAGCCAGUCCAUGAGGUUCAGCCGCAGCAGCGCCGUCGUGAACUCUACCAGCGCCACCAGCAUGAGGAAUUCCACCAGCAGCAAGGGCUUGGUGCUCGGGGAGAGCAGCAACGCAGGCGUUUUUUACAGGCCGUGGUGCAACAACAACAACUGGUACAGCACCACAACCACAUGUUGGAUCAAGAGGAGCCGAGAACACUGCACGAGGCUAUUGCACUUGUCUUGAGGCAGCAGCAGCAACAGCUGCUACACCAGUACAUGCAGAGCGAGUUUUGGGGGUCAUGCGUUUGUGUGUAUGCGCCAACUAACAUCUUGCUUCCUGCAGAGUUACAGUUGCAGCUACGGCAGCAACAGAGGCUGAUGCAAGCCACGGCAGAUGCUUUGGGGAUUAGAGGCCGUGGUGCAGGGGCUGCAGCAGCAGCGGCUAUUGCAGCCGCAGCAGCUGCAGGGGGACGUCCGUUUGUUCCUAAUGGGUCUGCAGAAUCAGCAGUAGAAGGGAUGAUCACGGCAGGCAUCCCAGGCGUCGCGAUCUUCCGUCCCGUGCUUACAGCUGCUGCGCUGGCGGCUGCUGCUGCGCCUCCCGUUGAUGCUUCUGAGGAUCCCGAUGGAGCUCCUGCCGCUCUCGGUUCCAUUGGCGGAGCAGGGAGGCGGCGUGCACCGCCUUUGGAUAUUUUUGGGGAUGUCCAGUCGGGGUUCGCUGCUGCUGCUGCACUUCUCCAGCAGCAGCGUAUCAACGUUUUCUGCAUGGAGUCUUUCAAAUUGCUGCCUGUCACUUCGCUGUCGUUACUUUCUCGGCAGCAACAACUGAACCCACCACAGCAGCAAUGCCAGCAACAACCUCUUGACUCAAACGGGACCCAGAUAUUGCCUAUUGCUUCGGCUGACGACCAAGAGGACUGCGAAGAGCAGCAGCAAAAGCUGCAACGAGUGUUACAGCACCUGCUGCACCACAUGCAGGAGCAGCAGCAGAUGGUCAAGGAGUUGGUUUCUUCUCCCCUGCUUCUUGAUAUGUCUGACCGUAGCAGUUACCCUCCCGUAGAACAGCAGCAGCAACAGCAGCACCUCCAUGAACCGUCUCUUCCCCGCACGCACCCGCGAAGGAUGCAACGAUGGCCGCGACAAGAAGCAGGCGGCAGGGGUCGUCGCAGGCGCACGAGUAGCCAUAGGUGCAGCAGCCACAGCAGCAACAGCAGCGCGGAGCAGCAAAACGAGAUGAGCCCGAGCAUAUGGAGCAGCAGUAGCAGCUGCACAGCAUGCAGCGACAGUGAUACUAGCCCCUUCUCCAUUACGAUGGAACCCGGCGGUCCCUCACCCAAGGGGAGGGCAACCGCAAAAGCAGCGGCGCCAGCGCAGGGAUGUCUCCCGUCGUCUUUAGUGCUGCCAUUGCGGCCCCGGGCGCAGCACCAACAAACUAGGAUGACAACGGCAGUGGUGGCCACGGCAGCUGCAGGACAGGGUCGAGGCAGCCCAGAGGACCAGGAUUCUCCACUGGGUAGUGCACCGGCAGGGGGGACCAGGAAAACUCACAGGACAGCUCCGCCUCCUCCCCAGUCGAAGUGUCUGUCAACUCCUGAGCCUCCGUCGCCGCUGGCAUUCCCUCCAGCAGCACUGGCAGCGCGGAAGCGGCUUGCUGCUGCAGUACUUGCUGCGGCAGCGGAGCUCAGCAGCAGCAGCGGCAGCAGCAAUAACAACGGCACUAAUACAGCCACAACAAACUCUCGAGAAACCCCGCCGUCUCCAGCCUCCACGACAGGCAACGGAUUAUGCAGUGGCAGCAGACCAAAGACACACCGCAACAGGGAGGGCGGGCAGGUCCUUCAAGACGAGGUGCAGGAAAAGAAAGAAGGGGACAUGCGCCAGCAGGGGCAAUCGCAACGUGAGCAACAGCAUCAUCUACCGUGGCCGCAUGCUUGUGGUGGCAGCAAGCGUGAGUGCGGUCUCUCGUCUUUUCCAGUGCAGCAGCAGGAACAAGGAGAGCAGCAUCGGCUGGUGCAACAGCAGCAGCACACUGUGGUCAUUCCCCUAUGCAGGAGAUAUGUUCAUGUCCCACUGCUGCGACAGAAACCACUCUUAACCUUCACAGAUACACGAGAGGCCAUGCUAAACUGCUUGGGUUCAGAAGCGCCCAGCGGACAGCAACACUUGACGGGGAGGCAGCAGGAGCAGCAGCAACAGGGAUCUAAGCGAUUAGGUUUGUCUGCGGCUCUAUUGGGAGAAAUUUGUUGCUUCUUGACGCUGCCAGACUUCUUCGUUUUUAGACAGGUCUGCCGGGCGCACUGCAGUGCGGCGGUUUUGCAUCGCUACACGAGUAUUUUGCGGUUACGGGAGGAGGAUCUGGAGCUGCCACGCCUAGCAAGCUACCUUCCACUACUGCAACUGGCCAGAGAGAUUGACUGCAGCCUAAUCACCGUACCAGGUUCCGUGUCGCCACUAGCUAUUCAGUUUGUAGCGGCAGUGAGCGAAGAGGCGCGGAAAUUUACGUUUUCGAUCGCUGCUUAUUCGAAUUUGGCCAAGUCAGUGUCGAGAGCCUUUGGGAGAAAGCCAGAAGUGGUUAUAUUGAGUGAAGAGCAGCAGCCGAGCCCCCCUUCGGCGCCCACUUACCCGGGAGGGGAACACCAUUCCCCGCAGCCUCCUCCGAACGAUGAGCAGUUGCAACGCCUAUCUAACGUGCAGCAAAGGCAUGGGCAAGAGGAAGAGCUGCCCCAAAGCGAACGAUACGUGCAGUUGCAGCAACAUUUGCGGAGGGAGCAGAACGAGCGACAGCAACAGGGGCAACAACGGGGACACCAGCAACAACAGCACGAGCAGCAGCAACAGCAGCAGCAGCCGGUCGUGCAACGGCAGCACGACUAUCAUGAAGUUGGGGAGAGUCGACGCCAGCAAGGACAACCCAGUCAUAUCGAGCACCAACAACAACCGUGGCAACAAGAGCAUCUAGCACGGCAGCAGCACCUUCAGUGGCAGCACCAGCAACAGUAUCACCAGCACCAGGGUUACCGGCAGCAGCAGGAGCAGGUAGGCCAGGGCAGCACUCCUCACCAGCUGGGAAGCUGGACACAAAUCCCGGCGCAGCCUCAGCAGCAGAUAAACCCAGCACAGCAGCGGCAACUUCAGCAGCUGCAGUACCUUUUGCAGCAGGAGCAACCACCUCAGCCGCAGCAGCAACAGCAAGAGUCAGUUAGGAGUAGUGUCAUGUCAGCGCGCGAGCCAGGGUUGCAGCGACAGCAGGAAGUACUGCCGUUGCCUGUCGUUGCUUCACACAGCGAAAUGCAGCAGCGUCAGCAUUCUCGGCAGGAGCAGCAGCAGCAGCAGCAAGAGCCAACGGACGCGCAGCCGCAGGCCUCGCCGUUGGUGCAUGAACAGAUGCCGGUGGCUCAGCAACAAAUACAACAGCGCGGUGUACAACAAGCAGAGGUGCCGGUGCCGCACCACAUGUUUAUGGACCGUUUGCGCGCCUCUCUCUUACUUCCCAGGCUAGCGUCCCUGUAUGCGCCCGAUACAGCUGCGGCAGGUUCACCCUUGGCGGCAGCUGCCGCAGCCGCUGCAGGCGCCACGGCAACAAAUUUUCUGCUACCACUCCUCAGGCGGAUAAGUGAAGUCGGAGGUUCUCAUGCGCUGCAAACACUGUUGCUAUUGGAAGUUUUGGAGGCGCACCAUAUGAUGAAUCACGAGCCACAUCAGCAAAACCCGUUUCAUGAUGAGCAGCAACAGGCUGAAUUCGCCCAGCAACAUAUUCAGCUCCAGCAGCUGCUACAGCAGCACUUGCAAGAGCAACUCCAGCAGCAGCUGCAGCCGAGCGCCCCUGCCCUGCCAAGGGAGGCAGCGACAGCGCCAGAUCAGCAGGAGCAGAAUUCACAGCAGCAGCCACAACCUGAGCAGCAUCUGCAGCGACGGCGGCAACAGGGGCAGGAGGAGGAAGCGCCUGGUCUGGCGCGUCAGGCAGAACAACCGUCGGGAGCGGCGGAUGCCAGGCCACAUUUUCUUUACCAACAGUUUCUAGUGACGGGUCAAAGGCGUGCCCGGGUCACGCCAUCAUCGCUGCAGCAGCGGUUGCAGCAGCAGCAUCAACAGCAGGAGCCGGAACAGCAGCAGCAGCAACGGCGGCAGCAACAGCAGCAGCCGAGCAGCCCUGCAGCAACAGAAGAAGCUUCUCCGUCCCCAAGCGGUUAUAGAACGCCGGCAAGCGAGACUCAGCGGCAAGCCGCAGCAGCAGCAGCUCGUGAUGCUUUUCACAGUGCUGUUGCCACUGCUGGCGCGGGAAUAGCAGGUGAUGUGCCUGCAGGGAUACGAAUGUGGGAUGAUCGAGGAUUGGUUGGGGGAUUACUUGGUCCUUCGUUGGACGGAAGGAGUCUACCUCCAGACAUAGCAGCGGCAGCAGCUGCAGCAGCUUUUGCAGGGCAUAUGGCUCAGCUCGAUGUUUACGUACACGGCCUUACACCAAAUCCCCUCACUUAUCGGAUGCCACUAGCUGUGCCAUUCAGGAAGCUGAUGAGGUACUACAAGGACCAGGCCGGCCUGCGUGACGACGUUGUAGAGUUUUUGUGGGUCAAGCGAAAGAUCGUCACGAGACUCUUGCCGGAUUUGAGUCCCUUGGAUUAUGGUAUGCAGCGGGGUCAGCUGCAGCUCUAUGCUGAGUCCAGGCCAUCUCUACAGUAUGCCCAGAAGGUUUGGAUAUCGCUUUUUAUUGAAGGCUCUGAGGAAGCACCAUAUCUUCCGCGUCUUCGUUUUAAUGCAAGCAUGAUGACGCCCUUCUCCCGUCUAUCUGAGAGCUAUAGCAGGAAUGUAGGCGUCGAUGAGGGAGACUUACUGCUCUUCUAUUCACGGGAACAGUAUACCGUGCAAAUAAAUUUGAGCAAAUGCCCGCUGGACUAUGACAUCAGGGAGAACGACGUGGUCAAGGCGGAGUUGAGGCCGGGCGCGGCUAUUCCCACGGCGCUGGCUGAGCAAUAUGAACAGGCCCGGCGCCAGCAGCUGUACCGCCAGCUACGCUAG
Molecule: messenger RNA, 9231 nt
Organism: Eimeria tenella
Lineage: Eukaryota; Apicomplexa; Conoidasida; Eucoccidiorida; Eimeriidae
Exons: 14
Coding region: 1-9231 (3076 amino acids)
Biological process (GO): microtubule-based movement
Molecular function (GO): microtubule motor activity
Source: RefSeq, a predicted model, not a curated record